GAUUUUAUACUGAUACAUACAUAUGCUAGAAUAUGCUAGUAUUUCAGUAAAGUUAUGUUACGUGGAAGAAUGGAGGUCGUCUAUUUGCUAUCGUGCUGUGUGUGUUGGGCGAAGAGGUGUAGGUCGCCAUGGCGGGAAGGUACAUACUACAUUGUCACGAUUGAUCAUCCUGCAAGAUUUUCUUCCUGUACAUGAUCAGUGUAGAAAUCCAUGGCGCCGGCGGCCACAGGGUGUUGUCAACACAAAAGCGUCUCUGGGGGCUCCGGAAAGGGCUAAAAAGAUUUUGAUGAUGGGAGGGAGUCGAUUCAUCGGUGUUUACCUGGCUAGGACGCUUGUCAAGGCCGGUCAUGAGGUGAGCCUUUUCACUCGUGGAAAGACGCCAAUUACGCAGCAGCUCGCUGGCGAAUCGAACGAAGCUUAUGCCGAGUAUCAACUCCGAGUGAAACACAUUCAAGGGGAUCGACAAGACUUUGAAGCUCUCAAGAGCAAGAUUGGCGAAGCUGGUUUUGAGGUGGUCUACGAUAUCAAUGGUAUCGAGAAAAAAAACUUCGUUUAUAAAGCUAUAUUUCACUAUAAUCAUACAGGAAGAGAGGCCGCGGAAGUGGAACCCAUCGUUGACGCGCUUCCGGAUCUCCAGCAGUACAUCUACUGCUCAUCAGCUGGAGUAUACUUAAAGUCAGACCUUCUUCCACAUUUUGAGGUGGAUGCUGUGGAUCCGAAAAGCAGGCACAAAGGAAAACUUGACACUGAAUCUUUGCUCCAAGACAAGGGAGUAACUUGGACGUCAAUCAGGCCAGUUUACAUAUACGGACCUCUCAACUACAAUCCAGUGGAAGAGUGGUUUUUCCAUCGCCUCAAAGCAGGGAGACCAAUUCCAGUUCCUGGAUCUGGUCUUCAAAUCACGCAGCUGGGCCAUGUCAAGGACUUGGCUGAUGCGUUUGUAAAGGUGAUGGACAAUCCAAAAGCUUUCAAUCAGGUCUUCAACAUCUCUGGAUCCAAGUACGUUACUUUUGAUGGGAUUGCUCGAGCGUGCGCGAAGGCUGGUGGAUUCCCGGACCCGGAGAUCGUGCACUACAACCCAAAAAACUUCGACUUUGGAAAGAAAAAAGCUUUUCCUCUUCGCGACCAACAUUUCUUUGCGUCGAUCGACAAGGCCAAGCAGGAGCUAGACUGGACACCGAGAUUUAAUCUCGUGGAUGGUCUCAGAGAUUCCUACGAGCUCGAUUUUGGACGUGGGAAGUUCCGCAAAGAGGCCGAUUUCUCGACAGACGAGAUGAUACUGAGCGCUGGACGAGUACACGCCACAGUCUAAUAGAACGCUUCUAUUUCCCAUGCACACUACAAAGCCCUUCGUUUAUUAUCACUGUGAAAACUCUCUAGAUCAUAAUCAUUUGCUGGUUUCCUUC
Molecule: messenger RNA, 1406 nt
Organism: Selaginella moellendorffii
Lineage: Eukaryota; Viridiplantae; Streptophyta; Lycopodiopsida; Selaginellales; Selaginellaceae
Product: chloroplast stem-loop binding protein of 41 kDa b, chloroplastic
Exons: 9
Coding region: 23-1312 (429 amino acids)
Biological process (GO): rRNA processing
Cellular component (GO): cytosol
Molecular function (GO): RNA binding
Source: RefSeq, a predicted model, not a curated record